AUUACUCCCACUGUCAGCCUGAGGCUCAACACUGUUUGGCAUCUACUCAUCCACUCGUUUAAACGUGUGCCAUGUCUAUCCUAAGGUUGGGUCUGUGCGUAUCUGGCGUAUACGCCAUGUUUCUUCUUUGGGCUGUUGCACAGGAACGUCUGUCAGUCCCGUUCCAGUCCAUUGACGGACAGUCUGCAGAUAGGUUCAAAUCAGCACUAUUCAUUGGAAUAUGCCAAAGUUGUCUCGGCUCUUUGGCCGCAUUAAUUUAUAUCUAUAUGCGUGGGGAGCGCGGCUCUUCCCCCUGUUCGCUCCUUGGACUCGAUGUUGUUACAACAAACGGACUCUCGAAGGAGAAAACUGAUGGAUCCCGGAGUACGAAAGUGUCCUCUAAUGAACGCGCGCGAAAAGCCGACACUGCAACGUCUGGCCGGAGAUCUCCUUGUAGCCUGUUGUUACUGGGUUAUCUACAAUGCUCGCUGUUCAUUUCAAUCGCUGCCCCCUUCGGCUUCGCCUCUCUGUCUCACAUAACUUAUCCGACCAUGGUUUUGGCGAAAUCCUGCAAACUCGUUCCUGUCAUGAUCAUGAAUAUCAUCUUGUACCGUCGCCGUUUUGCCCCUCACAAAUACCUCGUUGUUGCAAUGGUGACAACCGGGAUCACGAUGUUCAUGUUCUCUGGAAAGGAAAGACCUUCCAAGGGAUCCAAUGAGUCGACUUCCCAAUCACCAUACGCACAAUUGAUAGGUAUCACAUACGUCCUCGUCGAUAUCUUCCUUGAUGGUGCUGUCAACUCGACUCAGGAUGAAAUAUUCUUGCGAUACAAGGUUACUGGGCAACAGAUGAUGUUCUGGAUGAAUAUCUUUAGUACCCUGCUUACUUUGAUACUAGGAACGCUACCUCUCCCGUAUAUUCCUGUUCUGCAUCCGUCGACUGAUGCACGGUUCGAACUUGCAAGUGCCCUGGUAUUCGUGAGAGAGCACCCAUCGAUCGUGGUGCCGUUGCUACAGUUCUCUCUUACGAGUGCACUGGGACAGCUGUUUAUAUUCGAGACUUUGCAACACUUUGGGUCGCUGACACUUGUCACGAUCACGUUGACGCGCAAGAUGUUUACGAUGAUACUAUCUGUGCUUGUGUACAGCCACUGGCUCACAGCUGGUCAAUGGGUUGGAGCGACUAUCGUGUUCGCAGGCAUAUCGGUAGAGGCUUGGGUCAAACGAAAAGAUGUGCAUGCGAAACGAGUCAUCGAAGAGAAGGAGAAGGCGAAGAUAAAGACGCUCUAGGUUUUUGUGCAAUAUCCGAUUAGACCUAUCACUAGAUGGCGAUACCCACGGGACCUUCCAAGGACUGAUCGCGCAGCUGUGGUCUGUUCAAGUAUGGUUUUAUUAGUCACCCGGGGCAAUAAACUUGAAUUGGCCUGGCAUAUA
Messenger RNA from Pisolithus orientalis, 1412 nucleotides. RefSeq names its product UAA transporter. Gene Ontology annotation, biological process: UDP-galactose transmembrane transport. Gene Ontology annotation, molecular function: UDP-galactose transmembrane transporter activity; UDP-glucose transmembrane transporter activity. The record is from RefSeq and is a predicted model, not a curated record. Bases 72 to 1268 code for a protein of 398 amino acids. Gene Ontology annotation, cellular component: Golgi membrane; endoplasmic reticulum membrane. The transcript is spliced from 6 exons. Lineage: Eukaryota; Fungi; Basidiomycota; Agaricomycetes; Boletales; Pisolithaceae.